Messenger RNA from Mesocestoides corti, 699 nucleotides. The record is from the annotation of a GenBank genome assembly. Lineage: Eukaryota; Metazoa; Platyhelminthes; Cestoda; Cyclophyllidea; Mesocestoididae.
AUGUCCUGUGGAGGGUCAAUUCUUCAAUCCGUCGUCGCCUUCGACGUUUCAUUGCCUCUCAAGAAUCGCCAACUGACUCUUGGUAGAGUGGAACGCCCGUUUGCGUGUGGGCUUGGCCUGAUCGCCGAACGGAUGCACCUGAAAGCCAUCAUGAUCAAGGAGCGCCUGCUCGGUCCCAACGACUUCGAGGUGGCUCUGAGUGUGGGUCACUUGGCCAGUCUCUACAACUACCACAUGAAUCUCUUCGAAAAAGCCGAAGCCCUCUACCUGCGAUCCAUUCAAAUCAGCUUGAGUUUGUUUGGUCCAUCCUACAGUGGACUGGAAUACGACUACCGCGGCCUCCAGCGGGUCUACCGCAAGCUGAACAAUUGGGAAAGGCUGGCGCAUUACGAGGCGCUCUUUGACGACUGGGUGCGCCGACGUCUGGAGCAGCGUCUGCAGGAAGGUCAAUUCCAGAAGUCGAAUGAUUAUGACGAGGUCAUGGAGGUUGAGCUGUGCACGACGACGUCGGAUGAGGAACUCGAGCGUCGAAAGCAGGUGCUGGCGGAGUUUCGAAACGAGUUCGAUGCAACCCUCGGUGUCUCCUCUGUGACCACCUCCAGCACCUCGCCAUCCGCACCGACCAGCCGAGGGUCCGCCGGUGGCAGAACUGCCAGCCCCAUGCUUGAGGGGGAGACCAGUCGAUCCACGGGUCUCUAG